GCUGCGACUCCGACAGCCCGAAAGAAGCUUGCACUGAGCAGCGAGCAACCUGCAGCAAACUGUGAACUGCGGACUGUGAGCUGCUCCGUCUCGGAGCUCCGCCAUGACCCUGCAAUAUCCGCCGUUCAAACUUCAAAGCUUCUCGGCCACGGCUUCUCCUAUCCAGAAAACCAUCAUUACCCCCGUGGCCGUCCUCCACUCUGCCUCUCCAUUUCCCAUCGUCCGAUUUGCUUACCACCAUAGUCUCUCCCCCUCUCUUCGCAACCAUUCUAGACGAUCCUUCACAGUGAGCUCCAGCCUCCCAUUUUCGCAGCAGAAUGCGAAGUAUCACAUAGAGCUCCAAGCAGCUGUGGACAUUGUCGAGAGAGCUUGUCACCUUUGCGUCGAUGUUAAAUCGUCCUUAUUUUCUACUGAUGGACGGGUUCUUGAAAAGAACGACCAAACUCCCGUAACAGUUGCUGAUUUCGGGGUGCAGGCUCUAGUCAGUUUGGAGCUUCAUAAACUGUUUCCUUCUAUUCCCCUUGUCGCUGAAGAGGACUCUGCAUUCCUACGUUCUAAUAAUCUGGCUGAUUUUGUGGUACAUGCGGUAAGCAAUAAAGUAAGCUUUGAGGAUGAAUCAUUCACCCAUUCUGAUGUAUUGGAUGCCAUUGACAGAGGAGGGAAGGGUGCAUUUUCUUUUGAAUCUAAACCGGCGACGUACUGGGUACUGGAUCCAAUCGAUGGCACAAGAGGGUUUCUAAAAGGUAGCGAGGCUUUAUAUGUGGUGGGUUUGGCUCUCAUCAUUGAAGGGGAAAUUGUGUUAGGUGUAAUGGGCUGCCCCAAUUUUCAGCAAGAUUUUUCUAACAAAUCUGUCACUGACGUCCUCAAAUGUGAGGCCAUUCCAUCUGGAUCACCAGGGAUCAUUAUGAUUGCUCAUGUUGGUUGUGGAACAUGGAUGAGGAAGUUAUCAUAUAUGGUAGAUGCAACAAGCAGAGUGCAUGAUUCUUGGACCAGAUGCUUUGUUGAUGGCUGUCGCUUAGUUCAUCAGGCCCGUUUUUGCAUUCCAGAUAGUCAGGUGUGGGAGUUGUUGCCAUUGUCAGCAGUAUUCAACUCAACAACUAAUGCUGAUAUUAUUGGGGAGAGAGAAAUUCUUCUUUUGCCUACAUGUUGUGGAAGUUUGUGCAAGUACUUAAUGGUGGCUUCAGGAAGGGCAUCUGUAUUCAUCCUUCAAGCAAAAAUUCAAACAAUUAUCAAGGCUUGGGAUCAUGCUGUUGGAAUGAUAUGUGUGUAUGAAGCAGGGGGAAAGGUUACCGACUGGAAAGGGAGUCUACUUGACCUUGCUGGAGAUCAAGCUGAACGCAGAGUCAUUUAUCCUUCAGGUGGUGUUCUUGUGACAAAUGGCAACCUGCAUAGCAAGAUUCUGGAGAUUAUUAGUUCCAGUUCCUCAGUUGUUUGAUGGCAGGUUAUUGGUUGAAACUACUCAUAUCUCUCGAUCGGCGAGUGCACGUCAAUCAAAGGGCUGUUGUAUCCUGGGGUGUGGAUGCCGACGAGCUUUCUGCACUAAAUUAAAAAUGAGGUGUGGAAAGCAUCAGAGGUUAGAAGAAGAGAGAAUUCAUAGAGAAACAUGAUUGGUGGACAGCCUGGGCUGGUAAGCACCAACUUUAGUAUUGCAUUAGGUAUAUAACAGCCCUUGAUGGUGGCUUGUUGGAGGAAAUGAGAGAUGACCACAGAACUGAGUGAAAGAGCCAUAUGUUUUUCUGAAGACUGGAUCUAUUAGACUCCUCAAGGUUUCUAUGGGGCACCUAAAAGUCCUGUAGAGGAUUGCCUUUUUUUUUUGAGCUUGGGAGUCCCAUUAACAAGUCUCAUUAGAUAUUAGAGUGAUGGGAGCUUUUGACUUUCGCAAUCAAAUUUACAUUUCCUUAAUGGUCCAUUUGGAUCAAUGAUGUUGUUUGGGUAAAGGAAAGGAAAGGAAAAUGUGGAAACCUAUUUUCCCUUGCAUUUUCCUUCUAUAUAAAAUAUUAUCAAAAAUGAAAGGUUGUUUUAAUAUGACUAAAAAUUAGAAAAAAAUAAAUAUUAAUAAUGUGUAAAAUCAAAUUUUUGUUUAUAGAUUUGGUGUAUUUUUUAUUUUCUUUCUCAUUUUCCAUGAUAACCAAACAUGAAAAUGUAGAUUCUUUGAUAUUUUCCUUUUCUUUUCCUAAUAUUUUAUGAGUUCCAAAUGUAGCCUAACUAAUUAUUUUUUAAUCUUAGUCAUUGUUAUCUUUCCUAUAUUGGGGUCGUCUUCUUAGUAAGGGAUCCUGGCUCCAAAGCUAAACGGUACAGUCAGUAUACCCAAGUAUUUGUUCGUGCAAGUGAAUCUGAUUUGUUCAGCAAGGCUUGCUUUCUAUGGAUAUUUGAUUAUAUAAUCUUCAAUUUUUGUAUCAUCUCUCUCCUUAUAAAGCCUUCUGAAACAAUUAGGAGUGCUGGCCUUGCAACUGGCAAACACCAAGAAAUUCUUCACUUUUUUUUUUUGCCGAAGAGUUCCCAACUUCUAUGUCAUGAUUUUGCAAGUCAAGUCCAUGCGUGCAUGUGUUGUGAACUGCAAUUUGUUUCUUGUGGCCAGAUCAUGGUGAUUUUUGGCUGGUUAGAUAUGUGCAAUAGUGUGGGCGAUGAGUACAGAUUCACAAGGCGAGUUUUAUCAGGCGACUUUUCAGUUUUCAGAUAUCUGCUUGGAACUCUUUGGCAUGCCAUGCCCUCCUUGGGCCAUGGCACGAACUAGUCUCUUUAUCGUGUCAGAGGAGCAUCAAUCGCGCCAAGGGUAUCCAAAAUUUGAAAAAAGAGCAUGCAUACAUUUGUAUCUGUUUCCAUACAUGGCAUGAUUUAGUCAAAUGUUAAAUUUAUAUACAUCAACCCCCUUCAUACUAUACGAUAUGCUGUAGGAGAUGUGUGUGUUGUGCAUUGUGCUUAAUUUGUGAGACAUGGAAAAAACAGAUAAAUUUGAAUUCCCACUUUUCUCCCUUUUGUUCAUUAUGUCAAUGAGAAUAAAAGAUGCCGUUUCUAUUUAGUA
Malania oleifera is the source of this 3022-nucleotide messenger RNA. Its product is annotated as putative PAP-specific phosphatase, mitochondrial. The coding region runs from base 104 to 1435 and encodes 443 amino acids. Gene Ontology annotation, biological process: sulfate assimilation. Lineage: Eukaryota; Viridiplantae; Streptophyta; Magnoliopsida; Santalales; Ximeniaceae. The record is from RefSeq and is a predicted model, not a curated record. Gene Ontology annotation, molecular function: 3'(2'),5'-bisphosphate nucleotidase activity. The transcript has 10 exons.